This is a messenger RNA of Aspergillus ruber CBS 135680, 820 nucleotides long. RefSeq lists its product as uncharacterized. The transcript has a single exon. The record is from RefSeq and is a predicted model, not a curated record. Lineage: Eukaryota; Fungi; Ascomycota; Eurotiomycetes; Eurotiales; Aspergillaceae. Bases 100 to 582 code for a protein of 160 amino acids.
GUGGACUAAGACGCGACGGACGUGGUAGUGCCACUUACGGACUUGUAUAGACGAAUUACCAAGUAGUUUCUUGUAUAUUAUCUUGCCUCAACAUGGGCAAUGGGGUCCGCGUCCGUUUUCCAUGGAAUACCACGAACUCACUUGAAUCAAUCACGGGUACUUUACGGUUUGGUCGGUCAGCCAAUCUGGUUCGAUAUGAACAGAUCAGUUGUGGGUACUCAAUCGAUCACCGACCCAUCGGCCAUUCCUUCGAAUCCAUCUUUACCGGGUGACUUAUCUGCGGCCCAAAUACGCAUCAAGAUCGACCAUGCGAGCUUCAUGCAGAAUAUGUUACCCAUGCGUAAUGCACGGAGCCAAGAGUUUAUGGGAAAGCACGGAGUCUGGGUUUCAUUGGGAUCGGCUUCUAGUGAGAUCCGCCGAAGAUCAGAUCUACUGUUGUGCUUUGUCCUUGAUUGGAAGGCAAUUGCUGUGUUGGUGCAUAGAUCGAAUCAUAAAAUAUGUCAGUGUGCGAUAGUUUGGGUGACAACCUGCUUCUUUCGUUCUGGGUCAACAUGCUUGUUGUUUUGUUCUCCGGACACCUAGCAUCGUCUCUACACCCAUCCCAUGAAGGGAACAGAAGAUAGAAACGGGGGAUAUUUGCAAUGGCAUUAAUGACAGACUCCAGCAACAAUGUCAAUCACCAUUCUGGGCGCUCUUUGACUCUAGAAAAGGGCGAAGUGACACCUCGACCUUCGGCAAAUGCCACCCCCAAUGGCGGCCUUAUAGCUUAGUUGCAGGUUGUUGGGUCUUUUAUGGCUUUCUUGAAUACAUGGUACAACGC